Molecule: messenger RNA, 3733 nt
Organism: Boleophthalmus pectinirostris (great blue-spotted mudskipper)
Lineage: Eukaryota; Metazoa; Chordata; Actinopteri; Gobiiformes; Gobiidae
Gene: postna
Product: periostin, osteoblast specific factor a
Exons: 28
Coding region: 1-2688 (895 amino acids)
Biological process (GO): cell adhesion; extracellular matrix organization
Cellular component (GO): extracellular matrix
Molecular function (GO): cell adhesion molecule binding
Source: RefSeq, a predicted model, not a curated record
AUGCAGCUGCUGCUUGGGGCCUCGGUGCUGGUGCUGGGGGCGCUCUGCUUUUUGGAAACGGCGGACUCUUCGGCCUAUGACAAGAUAGUGUCACACAGCCGCAUCCGGGCCAGGAGUCAGGGGCCCAAUAUGUGUGCCCUGCAGCAGGUCCUGGGGACAAAGAAGAAGUACUUCAGCACAUGUCGAAACUGGUACAAAGGCUCAAUCUGUGGCAAGAAGGCGACGGUUGUGUACGAAUGCUGUCCUGGAUACAUGGAGCUGGAGGGCAUGAAGGGCUGUCCUGCAGUGGCUCCAAUAGAACAUGUCUACGGCACACUUGGUCUUGUGAAGGCAACGACAACCCAAAGGUAUGCAGAUAUGUCCAAAGUGCGGGAGGAGCUCGAAGGAAAGGGCUCCUAUACUUUAUUCGCACCAAGCAACGACGCCUGGGACGACUUAGACAGAAAUCUAAGAUCUGCUUUGGAGGGUAACGUGAACAUUGAGUUAUUCAAUGCUCUCCAUUACCACAUGGUGAACCGCCGCCUUCUGACCAAAGACCUGAGGGACGGGAUCACAGUCAAAUCUAUGUACAAUGACCUGGGGCUCCACAUCAACCACUAUCCAAACGGGGUUGUGACAGUGAACUGUGCCAGGAUCAUCCAUGGAAACCAGGUGUCCACAAACGGAGUGGUCCAUGUGAUCGAUCGUGUCAUCAGCACCGUCAGCAACAACAUCAAAGACUUCCUGGAAGUGACAGACGAGCUCUCCUCCUUCAACACUGUAGCUGUGGCCUCUGGUGUAAUUGACAAACUGGACCAACCUGGACAUUUCACAUUGUUUGCUCCCACUAAUGAUGCCUUUGCUAAACUGCCCUCGGGAUACAUUGACCGCAUCAUGGAUAAUAAUGACGUUCUUCAAGCCCUUGUGAACUACCACCUCCUGACCAGCGCGCAGUGCUCUGAGGCGAUCAUGGCAGGAACACUGUAUGAGACUGCAGAGGGGACAACCAUCGAGAUCGGCUGUGACGGAGACAGUCUCACCGUCAACGGCAUCAAGAUGGUCCUGAAGAAAGACAUCGUCACAACCAAUGGAGUCAUCCACCUCAUAGACCAGGUGCUCAUUCCAAACUCAGCUAAAGAGGUGAUGGAGCUGACAGGGGAGACACAGAGCACAUUCACAGACAUGGUUUCUGAACUGGGCCUUGCUGCAGCUCUGGGGCCAAAAGCAGAAUACACCCUGCUCGCCCCACUGAACUCUGCCUUUACAAAUGAGGUGAUGAGCACAGACCAAAAUGAGCUGAGACAAAUUUUGGAGAACCACAUCCUGAAGCUGAAGGUGACUCUGGGUGAGCUUUAUAAUGGACAGACUCUGGAGACACUGGCUGGAAAACUCCUCCGAGUAUUCAUCUACCGCACAGCUGUGUGCUUGGAAAAUGCCUGUAUGAUACGUGGCAGUAAGGAGGGAAGCAAUGGAGCCCUGCAUCUUCUGAGAACCAUCAUAAAUGUGCCAGAGAAAUCUCUAUAUGAGAUUUUGGUCACUGAUGGACGGUUCAGGAUCUUUUUGAACCUGAUGGAGACAGCAGGACUGACUGACCUACUGCGACAGGAGGGCUCCUACACCAUCUUUGCCCCGACAGACGAGGCAUUCAGUGAACUUUCCCAAGACGACAUUGCCCUGCUGAAAAGUGAUGUGAAUGUGCUGAGGACCAUUUUGUUGUACCACUUCAGCAACGGUGUCUUCAUCAAUGGAGGGCUUGAAGGAGGAGUCACCAAUCUGCUCAAGAGUAUGCAAGGAAACAACCUCCAAGUCAUGUCUGCGAAUAACACCAUUCAUGUCAACUCCAUAAAUGUCCCUGACAGUGAUCUGAUGGCCACAAAUGGCGUUGUGCAUGUGGUGAAAAAUGUCCUGUAUCCCGGGGACCUCCCUGUGGGCCGUCAGGACAUCCUGGUUCUGCUGAAGAAGCUUAUCAAGUACAUCACACUUAAGUUUCAAGCUGGAUUUUCAUACUCAGAAAUUCCAUUAACUUUCAUCAAGAGGACGAUCACAACCACACACUAUAUUGAAACAGUGCCCGAAACAACCAAGGUGAUUAGAGUAAUUGAAGAACCAUCCCAGAAAACGUUCACGCAGGUCAUCGAGGGUGAACCAAAAUUCACCAAGGUAACACGGGUGAUUGAGACGGAGCCGGUGGUCACGGAGAUCCGGGUCGAGACGGACAUCACGGACCCAAGUACACUUACCAGGGUUAUUGGGGGGGAUGUGAAGAUUCCAGAGAAUAUAAAGAAAACUAUUAAAGAGGAGAUCGAGAAGACUAUCUCAGAAGAGUUUGAAAAGAUUGAAAAGACUCUUUCAGAGCCCAGUACCAGCAUGGUGGUGGCGGAGGGCGAGUCAGGAAUCACCAAAGUCACCAGAGUUGUUAAGCCCACUUUUACCAAAGUUACAAGAGUGAUUCAGGGAGCUGAUGCACAGAAAAAUGCAGUGCCCCCUGGAGAAGGACCCGGCCUUGUCAUCGAGCCCUUUAUCAUUGAGGGACCAGACUUUUCUAAAAUUACCACAAUACAUGGCAACCCAGAUUUGAUCGAGGAGGAGUCAGAAAGAAUUACCAAAAUAAUUAAAGAAGGAGGGAAGUAUGCUUCUGCCAGGAAAGCCCAAGCCAUAGCACGGAGGAGAGCAAGGCUGGCCAGGCGUCACCACAAACCGAGGGAGUGAAUCGGACUGAGACCAAACAGAGACUGAUCUCAUCGGCAGUGCUCCUGGCUGAGCACUUCGACAUUAAAGUUUAUUCAGCUUAAUGCCUUCUCAAAGCAGGACCGUUCACUACUCCACCAGCUUACUGAAUGGGAUGUAGAGUGCUGUGCAGAGGAUUAUGAAUAGUUAAAACUGCUUAAAGGGGCAUCAUGAAACUUUUGGAUGGAGGGAGGGUCCGUUACCUGCUUGUCUCCAUGGUUAUUGUUUGCCUCUGUUAAACAGAUCUAUCUCAGACCAAGUUACAGUUCCGAUCUGUGAUCCAAGUGCAUGUUUUUCUAAGGUGUUUUCAAGCUAUAUAGACAACUGUAACUGAAUAUAUGCAUAUAUCGAUCAAUUUGUGUAAUAUCUGAGACAAAGCAAUAAAAACCCCAUGGAGACAAACAGGUGUUGGAUCCCCCCACUGAAAGGUUACAUAGUGCGCCUUUAACAAAUCCAAUCCUUAACAAAUACCAUCCUUACUUUUUUUAGGGAUUCUGCACCAAAGACAUAAACCAGAAGAUUUCACUGAAUGAUGAGCAUUAAGUUACAAUAUCAUUUAUAACUGAUAAAUAUUAUAUUGACUUGUGGUGACUCAACGGAACCAACUAGGAGAUUAUUUUAAGUUUCUCUUCAAAUAUACAUUGAAAUAACAACUUUGCACAGUACUGUAUAAUACCAAUGCAAUACGUUAUGUUCAUGACUGCAAGCAUGCAUAAAGUGGCGGGGUAAAAGGUCAUAUGAGGUAUUGCUUGACCACUAAGAUGUUUUGUUAUUUUAUUAUUAUGACAUUUUGUAAACUUUAUUUGUGUAUGCUUUUUCUGGUGCUUGCAAUCUGCACAACAGUUGCAUUUUGAAACAGGGUUGUCCAGUGAAUGUUUUUGCAACUCAAGUGUGUUAACAAAUGUUUUGAAUGUUAGCUUGAAUCAUGUAUGAGGUUGUACAGCCAAAUGCAAGCUUUAAAGUUGUAUGUUGUUUGUUUGUUUUUUUUACCUCAGAAGUGGGAAAUAAAAAUGUAUGAGUUAAUGUG